Messenger RNA from Eruca vesicaria subsp. sativa (arugula), 393 nucleotides. The record is from the annotation of a GenBank genome assembly. Lineage: Eukaryota; Viridiplantae; Streptophyta; Magnoliopsida; Brassicales; Brassicaceae.
AUGGCUGUUGCUUCACUUUCUGCAAAUCAAGGUCUACUAGGAACUUCCUUCUAUGGAGGUUGGGGAAGUUCAAUCUCCGGUGAGGAUUACCACACCUUGCUCGCCAAAACAACUGUGCCAUGGCAACAGGCUAAACUGUCACGGAAACCCAUCAGAGUACAACCAAUGAUGAAGAAUGUCAACGAAGGCAAAGGCUUAUUUGCUCCUCUAGUCGUUGUCACUAGGAACGUUGUAGGCAAGAAAAGGUUUAAUCAGCUUAGAGGCAAAGCCAUUGCUUUACACUCUCAGGUGAUUACGGAGUUCUGUAAAUCGAUAGGAGCUGAUGCGAAACAGAGACAAGGAUUGAUCAGGCUUGCUAAGAAGAAUGGAGAGAGGCUUGGCUUCCUUGCUUGA